AUGUCGUCGGAAUUAUUACAGGAAGUCCCCAAAUCCAUAGAACAUGUCAAACAUAUUAUUUUAAUUUUGUCUGGUAAAGGCGGUGUUGGAAAAUCUUCAGUUACGACACAAGUUGCAUUAACAUUAGUCAAUAAGGGGUUUAAUGUUGGAGUUUUAGAUAUCGAUCUAACGGGACCAUCAUUACCGAGAAUGUUUGGAGUGGAAAACAAACAAGUACAUCAAUCAACACAAGGAUGGGUACCUGUUUCUGUGUAUAAUAACAAUAAUAAUCAAGGAACAGAUUCUAAACGUGGGAACCUUUCAUUAAUGUCCUUAGGGUUUUUGUUGGGCGAUAGAGGUAAUUCAGUUGUAUGGAGAGGUCCUAAAAAAACUGCUAUGAUCAAACAGUUCUUGAAGGAUGUAGUAUGGGGCAGUACAGAAACCCCCUUGGAUUAUUUACUAAUAGAUACUCCACCUGGUACAUCUGAUGAACAUAUUGCUAUUGCCGAAGAGUUACGAUGGGCAAACCCUAUCGAUGGUGCUAUUAUAGUCACCACGCCACAACAGGUUGCCACUGCUGAUGUCCGUAAAGAGAUAAACUUUUGUAAAAAAGUCAAUUUUCAGAUAUUGGGUAUAGUAGAGAAUAUGUCUGGGUUUAUAUGUCCACAUUGUUCUGAGUGUACUAAUAUUUUCUCAAGUGGAGGUGGUAAGGCUUUGAGUGAACAAUUAAAUUUGACAUAUUUGGGUAACGUUCCUAUCGAUCCUCAAUUUGUUGAAUUAGUGGAGUUGCAGAAUGAGCAAGAAAACAAAAAGUUGAUUGAAUUGUAUGAUGAUUGUGAAUUGAAACCUAUACUAAACGGGAUCGUUGACAAAAUACUAGAUAAGAAUCUACCAUCUAGAAUUUGA
Messenger RNA from Candida albicans SC5314, 885 nucleotides. RefSeq names its product iron-sulfur cluster assembly protein. NCBI's taxonomy places the organism in Eukaryota, Fungi, Ascomycota, Pichiomycetes, Serinales, Debaryomycetaceae. Gene Ontology annotation, biological process: iron-sulfur cluster assembly. The transcript has a single exon. The coding region runs from base 1 to 885 and encodes 294 amino acids. Gene Ontology annotation, cellular component: cytosol. Gene Ontology annotation, molecular function: 4 iron, 4 sulfur cluster binding; ATP-dependent FeS chaperone activity; ATP binding. The record is from RefSeq and is a predicted model, not a curated record.